UGGACAUGCUACGUCCAUGGUUUAAAUUAAUUUAGGGUUAUGAUGCACAAUGGAGUAUCUAUCAAACAAUAUAUUCUUUAUUAUAUUAACCUGGAGUUUCGCGAUUUCACCGACUACUGCGCAUUAUUGCGUAUGGGGCUUAUGUGAAUCGUCAGAGUAUUGUUGCGACGAAAAUGUAUGCUGCAGCUACAAAGACUACGACAUAUGGAUCACUGUGAUAAUCAUAGCUGGAGUUGUAAUUGGAAUGAUACUGGCUGGUACAUGUCUUUACUAUAAUCUAUGCCGUAUCUACCUUUAUCUGCAACGAAGAUACCAUGGUAUCAAUUCUGUAUCGAUGCCAUCGGAAUUUGAUUCUGAAGGAAAAUCAAUAAUCAUUUCAUGAGUAAAAGAAGUGUAAUUCAUCAAUAUACUAUAAUAAUAAUAUUCCAUUUGUAAAUGUAAUCAGUAAAUUAGGUAAAAUUAUAUUUAAUUUUGUUUAAAAAAAA
Wasmannia auropunctata (little fire ant) is the source of this 485-nucleotide messenger RNA. RefSeq lists its product as uncharacterized. Lineage: Eukaryota; Metazoa; Arthropoda; Insecta; Hymenoptera; Formicidae. The record is from RefSeq and is a predicted model, not a curated record. The coding region runs from base 50 to 382 and encodes 110 amino acids. The transcript is spliced from 3 exons.